Sinocyclocheilus rhinocerous is the source of this 251-nucleotide messenger RNA. RefSeq names its product autophagy-related protein 2 homolog B-like. Gene Ontology annotation, biological process: reticulophagy; piecemeal microautophagy of the nucleus; glycophagy. The transcript is spliced from 2 exons. The annotation marks the transcript as partial. Lineage: Eukaryota; Metazoa; Chordata; Actinopteri; Cypriniformes; Cyprinidae. Gene Ontology annotation, cellular component: phagophore assembly site; phagophore. The record is from RefSeq and is a predicted model, not a curated record. Gene Ontology annotation, molecular function: phosphatidylinositol-3-phosphate binding; protein-membrane adaptor activity.
GGCAUGGAGCCCAUGUGCUGGUCCAGCUUCAUGACCAGCAGUAUGCAGCUGGCCAAAGAGUGUCUAAGCCAAAGACUCACUGAUGAUCAGGGAGAGAGCUUGCAACCUCUGGAGGGUCUGGAAAAGUUUGCAGAGACUAUUGAGACAGUGUUGAGGAGAGUCAAGGUCACUUUUGUGGAUACUGUCCUGCGGAUGGAACACGUUCCUGAAAAUUCUAAAACUGGCAUUGCCCUCGAACUCCGAAUCAAUAA